AUGUCUCAGCCUCCAAUCUUUUCAUUUUACAACAGUUCAGCAAUUCAGCAUUCUCCUACAGUACAGUUUCCACAAUAUGGUGUACAACCCUUUCCCCCUCCGCAACAUAACCCCUACGCUAACCAAUAUCACUACAAUACAUCAACAUGGUCUUCCUAUCCAUCGUCUCCAGUACAAACAUCACCACAUCUCCAGUCCAGAUCCCAAACACCUCAACUUUGUGGAAACAUCAACAAUUCUUAUACCAGUCCAAGAAGACAAUCCUCACCAUUGAUGAUACUCAGUCCAAUCACAGAGCCAGCACUGUUCAAGAACAAAGGUUCAGUACUAAUUGAUGAGAAUAUGCAUCCAAGAACACUACCUUCUCAGAUGGUAAGUGCCAGUGCAUCUGUUUCUAAUAUAAAUCCUAAUAAAGAUGCCAGCACUACUACAAACUAUGUGUACAAAAGCCCAAACCGAUCACAGAUUUUUCUAGAACGUGCCAAGAAACUGGGUAUUGUGUGUGCCAGAUCAGAAUCUUCUUCCGAAGAUAUGUCGAUAACAAACGGUUUUAAUAGAGAAAAUGAAGCUUUAGAGAAAAAAAAUAAGCUCAAUUCAUUGUGCUACCAUGAUGCAGUGGUCAUAGAUAAAGAAUCAACAAAAACUAUGGAUGACUUGUUUUCAUCAGUGGCUCGGAAGAUUACUACAGAUGUUAUCUGCUCGGCUGUAAUGGAGUUAAAUGCUGAAUAUGGGAUAUCAAUUCAAGUUGAUGAUUUUCUGAAAUCUGUGGAUAAUCUGUUAGAUAACAUUACAGAUAACAAUAUUAUUCGGGAUGAGGAAGUGAUACCGAAUUUGGAGCCAAUGCAGCUAGAAGCAGAAAGCAAUUUGGAGAAGUUGUCGUCUGUUACUAGCAGUCAGACAUCACUGCUGAACCCUGACACACCAGAAUUAAAACCCCUUAAUGUUGAUAUCAUGGACAGCAUGUAUCUUCCCUUUCAAACCAUUCCUAUAAGUCCUGAAUAUCCGGAACAAAAUGCCAAUCAUAACAAUAAUAAUAUCCACACUGAGAGUUAUAUGAUGGCCUCCAGAAACACAGAUUUCAUGGACCUGAAUUCAUAUUGGGAGGAAAUGGUCAAUGUAGAGACACAAACUGUUGUUGAAAUGGUAGAAAAGGCUACUAUUACUGAAUUUACUAAGUCACAAACUGUUCAAGUAGAAAGACAUACCACUGGUGUACAAACUGAACUACCUUUGGUUACAGCUGUACCACCGAAAGUUAAGUCUAAAAAUAAGAAGUUGCAGACAGAUCCAGAAAUGUUUCGUGUGAAGUCUAGUGACUCUAAUUAUAGAUAUAUGAAAAUGUUAGAGAAAGAAGUAUAUAGUUUAAGAAGUCAGAUGUGUUUGAUAGAGAUUCAGAGAGAACUACAUGAAUUACAGAGCACUAAGGUUAGGUGGACUGAAUUUUUUACACCAAGACAUGAAUGUAAUGGGUUAAAUGAAAUGUUAGAUGCUAGAGUGAAUUGGUUAAAACAAUGUCAUAUUAAUAUAAAGACACAACUAGAAUCUGGUAUAGCAAGGCUUGAUACAGGAGUAGGGUUAAAACAACUACCAGAGCCUAAUAUUUAUAUACCAACAGCUAAUGGCAAUCAGACCUUUGUACCUAAAACAGUGAUGUGUCGUCCCAGUCAAUUGGUAAGGGUUCAGCAAGCUAGUAAUCGGGAAUCAUCAGUUCCUGAAAAUCUGACUACUCAGAAGGACAAUUUAGUAUCUCAAUUAGAUAUUGAUAGUGAAAUCUCAGAUGAUAAACAAUCAUUAGACGAAACAACUACGUCCUCCUCUUCUGGAGAAAUUAAUCCAUACAAAGAUUACCCAUUGACACAUCUAAAAGAUUAUGUGGUGAGUGAAAGAUCAUCUGAAAGCGAUACAUCGAAUGAGGUCAAGGUUCAACUUGCAACAGACCAUCACCGUAUUAAGCAACUAAAUAACACUGAGCACGAAGAAAAUAGAAAAGAACUCAUUGGGUAUGACAACAGCUCAGUAACUGUGAAUAUUGAAAAAUAUACGUCCAAAGAGUCAGAAGAGGCACAGUCAGUUGACCAAACAUCUGUUAUGGCCUCUAAUGAGUCAACUGUCAGGAAUGAUAUCAUGACAAUACUGCUCGAUGUGAACCCCAUUUAUGAGCCUGCAAGCAUCAAAUAUCACACAUCUACUUCUUUAAAAGCAAGUCAUAUAUGUAAUGAUGAAUCUCACUUGGGACAUCACAAUGUGAGUAAGCUUAAUUUGAGCCUAUCUGCUAAUUUGGAUGUUAUAAAAGAACUGACAGAGACAAUAAAAGAAGAAGCUGAUAUAGAUACGCAAGUUCUCCAAAACACUAGAAGCACUGAUCAGCCACAGCUGUCAGUGAAAAUUGAAGAUAUCCCAUUGCCUGAUUCAGAUGCUGAAGGACUGCUCGAAAAAAAUGUUGAAUAUGUUGCUGAAGAAGAAAACAAGCUUGAAGAAUAUAGUUCCAGUGCGUUUUCAGAUACUAAAACACGCUGUCUUGUAAAAAAAAUUGACCAUUAUCUGUCAGAAUCAAUUUCUGAUUGUCCUGAAGAAAUAACCACUUUGCCUGAUGUAAUGAAUCCAGAAGAGUCUGUUAAUGGUAAUAGCUUUGAAGCUCCAGUAGAAGAAACCUCAAUUAAUAUCCCUAAAGACAACCCUCUUAUACAAGAAAUACCUCCAGUAUUGAACAAAGACUUGUUAAAAGCGGUGACAACACAACUUGUCAAUGACUAUCCAAAUCUGCUGUCAAAUCCAGAUUACCUGAAAAAACUUGCUGACCAGCAAACUCUGCUUCUUCAGUCAUAUUUGGAUCAAAAAACAAAUCCACAAACUGGUGCUCAAGCUGCAGGUCCUGACACUUCUCCACAUAAUAUGGGUUCACUGCUAAGGAAUGUUGUACCAGUAUCAGCCACCCAACAAAGUAAUUGCUCAUUGAAUCCAGCUGAAAAAAUAAGUUCUGAGUUUGCCAAAAUCUGCUCUACUGGUUCUUCAAGACCCAAUUCUCCAGUUCAUUUAGUUCAACCAUCUGUCAAUUUCAUAUCUCAGCAAAAUAUGUUACCACAUUCACAGCAAAUGAUGUUAAGACCCCUUGGUCCAUAUGAACAACACUUUCCUGUUUCAAAUUCAACAUUCCAACAGCAAUAUAGUGUGAAUGCCUUCCAAAAUCAAUACAGUAACAGACCAGCUUUUAUUAAUGCACAGAAUGUUUCAGGAUUGUUUCCAAUAAGGCAGCAGCAGCCAAUGGUGCCCCAAACUGCACUUUCAACCACUAAUCAGACGCAUACUGGUGCUCCAUUUAGUAAUCCUGUAGCUCCAUAUACAACCCAAAAUGAAAUGAAUUGUUUCUCUCCCAACAAUAUUGAAUCAAGCUCAAAGUUGAUCAAUGAUGGAAAAUCAGAGUCAACAGCCAAUGGAAGUGAUGGUAUGAAAGAUCCCAAUUUACCAGAGAAACAAACUUUGAAGGAACAGUCACCACCAUUGUCUAUUAAAUCCUACCUCGUUCAAAAAGAUAAAGUGAAGUUGACGAAAAGAAAAAACCCUGUUAAUACUGGUACUAGUGGAGAGGAAGAUUCUCAGUCAAUGGACACAAGUAGUGAAACUCUUCAUAACACUUCCUUUUCUAAGCCUGAAAUUUCGGAUAAAGGCACAUCAGAAAUGAAUACCCUUGGUGUUUCCCAAAGAUUUAGCUCUCUUGUAGAGCUAAACCAGUCAGGAUACAUGUCAGAUUGUAAUAUUGACUCCAAAGUAAAAAAGAAUUCCUCACUGAAGCACCUGCAGCAUGACAAUUCAGGUUACAUGUCUGAUUCAGGUUUCAAAAGUAUUCCUAAGACUACUGCUCCAGGAUUUCAAAAUAAAAAGGUUACCACAGCUGCAUUGUUAUCAGGGGCAAAUGGAUUCCAAAAUGGUUCAAGUAAAACACAUAGUAUUCCAAGCCUCUUCUCCUUGUCUCUCAACUCAGAUAAUGUCCAAAGAUUUCCAAAUCCAACAGAUUCCAAAGAAAAUACUUACAAGCAAGAACCAAUCAAGACCUUUGUUCAACAGCCAGAAGUGCUCCAUUCUAGAAGUGAGAAGAAAUCAACUGAUACAGAUAUGAAGAGCAGAAAAAGAAAUAAAACGACAUCAGAUCUAUCCAGACCAAGUGAAAAUAAACCAUUGCCAAUGUUCCAGACAAAUUCAGGUCAAGAUGAUUGGGAUUUGGAAGCUGAUCCUUAUCCAACUACCUUCAAAUUCAAAACUGAUGCCCAAAAAUCGUUGAAUUUUGGGACAAAUGCAUCUGAUCUAUGUACAUUUUCUAAGCAAGCAGUUCAGUCCAAUCCAAAGGGUGUCCCUAAGACAGCGAAGAAAACUGGUUUGAAAUCUGAAGCUAAGAUAAACACACAAUUUCUUGGCCGUCUGUUGAAAAGUACAGAGAGUUCUAAUGAAAGGAAGAAUUCUAAAGCAAUACCUCAAGCUCUAGCCAUGAGUGCAAGUAUACAAGAUAUUGAUGAAGAAGAGGUAGAUGAAUGGAAAACUGUUCCAAAAAAAAUCAAGAAAAUAAAACCAGAAGUGGUAUUACCACCACCACCUAAACCUACUGGAAAGAAAAAGAGAACAGUUAAAGAAGAUGCUGCCUUUAUAAAAUUAAUAGAAUUAAUGACAGCUAGAAUUCCUAAUACCAAUAGGGAUGAUGUGAUUUAUAUUAUUGGUGAAAUACGUAAAAAAAAAGGAACAUUGAAGGGGAUCCCAUUAAAAAAUAUUAUAGAAAUGGGAACAACCAUCAUGUCUAGUAAAGAUAAUAAUCACAAAAUAACCACUGCUAGUAAAGUUCAAGUAGCAACACAUUUUGCUAAAGAUGUACCCCCAAGAUUUAAACGUAUUAUGGAACAAACUGUAACAGAGUUAUCUCUACCUAAAUCCUAUGAAGAAGGUGAUGUUUGUGUUAUAUGUUGUGAUGAAUUAUCAGCAGAAAGAACCAAAGCUUUAGACUGUGGUCAUGAAUUCCAUAUUAUGUGUAUAAAUGAAUGGGUGUAUAAACAUGAAAGAACAUGUCCAACAUGUCGUCAAAUAGCUCUUUUCCCUGAAGAAUUUCCUACCCUAGGUGCUGGUUAA
Molecule: messenger RNA, 5109 nt
Organism: Lottia gigantea (owl limpet)
Lineage: Eukaryota; Metazoa; Mollusca; Gastropoda; Lottiidae
Exons: 13
Coding region: 1-5109 (1702 amino acids)
Source: RefSeq, a predicted model, not a curated record